Messenger RNA from Microthlaspi erraticum, 1020 nucleotides. Lineage: Eukaryota; Viridiplantae; Streptophyta; Magnoliopsida; Brassicales; Brassicaceae. The record is from the annotation of a GenBank genome assembly.
AUGUCGAACACUGAUGCUUUCGGUCUCGUGCCGGGUCUAGGUGGAGAGAAUAAUGUCCUCACAGCCGUUGAGAAGUAUGAGAGAUAUCAUAUUCUCUAUGAUGGAGAAGCUGAUCCGAGAAAAGUAAACUAUACUGACAUGGUUAAUAAAUAUUAUGAUCUUGCUAGUCAAUUUUAUGAGUACGGAUGGGGGGACUGCUUACAUUUUGCACACAGAUGGAAAGGAGAGUCUCUACGGGAGAGUUUAAAACGAUAUGAGCACUUUAUUGCUAUGCAGCUUGCAAUGAAACAAGGAGACAAGGUCCUGGAUGUAGGAUGUGGAAUUGGUGGACCUAUGAGAGAAAUUGCACGCUUUAGCAAUGUUUCCAUAACUGGAGUCAACAAUAAUGAAUACCAGGUAGCAAGAUGCAAGAAACUAAACCAGCUUGCUGGUGUGGACGAAACUUGUAACAUUGUCCAGGCUGAUUUCAUGAAUAUGCCGUUCCCUGACAAUAGUUUUGAUGAGGUUUACGCUAUAGAAGCAACCUGCCAUGCACCUGAUGCAUAUGGAUGCUACAAAGAGAUGUAUAGAGUGUUAAAGCCCGGACAAAAAUUUGCUAUAUAUGAGUGGUGCCUCACCGAGGCAUUUGACCCUAAUAAUUACGAACAUCAGAAAGUAAAGGAAGAGAUAGAGUUUGGAAAUGCUCUCCCUGGCUUAAGAAUUACUACUCAAGUCCUCGAAGCUGUGAAGCGUGCGGGUUUUGAUGUGAUAUGGGAUAAUGAUUUUGCUACGGAUUCUCCAGUGCCAUGGUACUUACCUAUGGAUACAAAUAAGUUAUCGUUUCUCAGUUUCCGCGUGACAACUGUUGGAAAGUUUCUAACUGAUAAUCUGUUGAAGGCCUUAGAAUACGUAAGAGUCGUUCCAGCAGGAACUCAAAAAGUUCAAGCUAUACUACAAAAAGCAGCAAAUGGGUUGGUUGAUGGUGGAAGGAAAGGGAUUUUCACGCCAAUGUAUUUUGUCUUGGCCCGGAAGCCAGAAUGA